GUCACCGCCCAAUGAAUGCGUGCGGUGGGGAGGGCAAAAAGCAGAGGGCGUGAAGCACAAUCACGGCGCCAUCACAUUUGAGGGCAAAGAGGUUAGGGAUCCGGCAUGGCGCUCCGGUCAAUAAAAUCGAUAGCUGGAAGCCGCCUAUGUUCCAGGCAAAGGCUGUGCAGUUGCCGCGCCGCCAUUUUCCCCAAAGGCAUCUUCCGGUGCUUUUCACUCAAGUUAGGGCAGGAGUUUCCUGAAUAACAGUGAAAGGUUUCCGUUAGCCCGGCACAGGCGGGCGAUUCCGAUUCCCUCCGGGCCUCCGGGUGGUGCCACGCUCAGUCCUGGGCCGGAGGCGGCUGCUAAAUCCCGGGGUCCGCUAGCGCCCAGGGAGCCGAGCCCCGGUGGGAGACUGGUGGGGAGGGAGGGCGGGGAGGCCGUGGCGCCGGGGGCUUCUCGGGGGGCCAAUGGCGCCGCCUUUGGCUCCUCUCUCCGGGCCGGGACCAGGAGAGGCCAAGGGCGCUCGGAGAAGGGGAAGGAGGCCGAGGGCCCUCAAGUUCGCGGACGUGGCCGUGUACUUCUCCCCGGAGGAGUGGGGGUGCCUGCGGCCCGCGCAGAGGGCCCUGUACCGGGACGUGAUGCGGGAGACCUACGGCCACCUGGGCGCGCUCGGGUGCGCAGGUCCUAAACCAGCCCUCAUCUCCUGGUUGGAACGCAAUACUGAGGACUGGGAACCGGCCGCCUUAGACCCGCAGGACUACCCGAAAGGGCUAACUGGAAAGAGGGAAACCAGAGCCAGAAAGAAGGCCCGGGAGAAGGAAGAAAUCCCACCCAAGGAAGCCCCCCGAAAGGGCAAGCGAGGGCGACGGCCCAGCAAACCCCGGCUCAUCCCCAGACAGACGUCUGGGGGCCCCAUCUGCCCCGACUGUGGCUGCACUUUCCCGGAUCGACCAGCCCUGGAGAGCCACAAAUGCGCCCAGAAUCUGAAAAAGCCUUAUCCUUGCCCAGACUGUGGUCGCCGCUUCUCCUACCCAUCGCUGCUGGUCAGUCAUCGGCGGGCACACUCAGGCGAGUGCCCUUAUGUCUGUGACCAGUGCGGGAAACGUUUCUCCCAGCGCAAGAACCUGUCCCAGCACCAGGUCAUCCACACGGGUGAGAAGCCCUACCACUGCCCGGACUGCGGCCGCUGCUUCCGCCGGAGCCGCUCCCUGGCCAAUCACCGGACCACGCACACGGGCGAGAAGCCCCACCAGUGCCCGAGCUGCGGCCGCCGCUUCGCCUACCCAUCGCUGCUGGCCAUCCACCAGCGCACACAUACGGGUGAGAAGCCCUACACCUGCCUGGAAUGUAACCGCCGCUUCCGCCAGCGCACAGCCCUGGUCAUUCACCAGCGCAUCCACACCGGUGAGAAGCCGUACCCAUGCCCGGACUGCGAGCGCCGCUUCUCGUCAUCCUCACGCCUGGUCAGCCACCGGCGCGUGCAUUCUGGCGAGCGGCCGUACGCUUGCGAGCACUGUGAGGCCCGCUUCUCGCAGCGCAGCACCCUGCUCCAGCACCAACUCCUGCACACGGGCGAGAAGCCCUACCCCUGCCCGGACUGCGGACGUGCCUUCCGGCGCAGCGGCUCGCUCGCCAUCCAUCGCAGCACGCACACGGAGGAGAAGCUGCACGCCUGUGACGACUGCGGCCGCCGCUUCGCCUACCCAUCGCUGCUGGCCAGCCACCGGCGCGUGCACUCGGGCGAGAGGCCCUACGCCUGCGACCUGUGCGCCAAGCGCUUCGCACAGUGGAGCCACCUGGCGCAGCACCAGUUGCUGCACACCGGAGAAAAACCGUUUCCCUGCCUUGACUGCGGCCGGUGCUUCCGCCAGAGGUGGUCCCUGGCCGUGCAUAAAUGCAGCACCAAGGUCCCGGUCUGUAGCCCAAGAUCUGCCCUAGGCGGGCAUGGCCAAAGGGACAAUGCCCUGUAGCUGAGGGUGGGGGCACAGAGGGGACCGACUGCCCCGGGUGUGUUUCCCCGUGAGGCCCAGUACCGGCGGAAGAACCCUAGCCGAGGCACAAGGAGAAGCCCGUUUCCUGUUCCACAAAUGGGAACUUGGGCUCAUCCCGCUGCCCCGGCUGCCUUACUGGGUGUGUUCGGAAGAGGCCCAUUAGGAGAAGCGAGAUCAUGUGCCUGAAGGUCUCCCAGCUGCCCGAUCCUAUAGAGGCUUAUGCGUAUGGGCAUCAUUGCCCCUGGAUCCCAGAGGCUGCCUGCUUUUGUAGCCCAU
Ochotona curzoniae (black-lipped pika) is the source of this 2249-nucleotide messenger RNA. It is a transcript of the gene ZNF689, whose product is annotated as zinc finger protein 689. The transcript is spliced from 4 exons. The record is from RefSeq and is a predicted model, not a curated record. Lineage: Eukaryota; Metazoa; Chordata; Mammalia; Lagomorpha; Ochotonidae. The coding region runs from base 450 to 1952 and encodes 500 amino acids. Gene Ontology annotation, biological process: regulation of transcription by RNA polymerase II. Gene Ontology annotation, cellular component: nucleus. Gene Ontology annotation, molecular function: RNA polymerase II cis-regulatory region sequence-specific DNA binding; DNA-binding transcription activator activity, RNA polymerase II-specific.